AUGUCUGUUACUGAUGAUGAUCUUGCUGUGGUGGCCCACUCGUUUCCCAAUUUUAAAGAGCUUGUUUUGGUCUGUUGUGAUGGGUUUGGUACCUCUGGACUUGUUGUUGUUGUUAGUGAGUGCAGCUAUUUGAGAGUUCUUGAAUUGAUUGAGGAUGAGGUUACUGAUGAUGAAGUUGACUGUAUUUCGUGUUUUCCGGGUGAUGGUGUGACAAAUUUGGAAUCUUUAGCUUUUGAUUGUGUUGAAUCUGCUAUAAAUUUUGAGUCUUUAGAGAAGCUAGUGGCUAGAUCACCUAGAUUGAAUCGGCAUGUUAGUAUAUCGCAGCUUUAUCGGUUGCUUAUCAGGGCGCCACGGUUGACUCAUUUAGGAACUGGAUCUUUUAGUCCUUCGGAGGAACAACCACAAAAUGACAACAGUCGAGAAUCAGAUUAUCUUUCUGCAUUUGCUGCUUGCAGAUCGAUUGUUUGUCUUUCGGGGUUUAGAGAAAUCGCACCGGAGUAUCUUCCUGCGAUUGUUCCGAUUUGCGCUACUCUUACGUCGUUAAAUCUUAGCUAUGCGAACGUUGAUGCUGAGCAGUUGAAACCUGUUAUCCGUCUCUGCCAUAAGCUUCAGGUUUUCUGGGUAAGUCGUAUUCGUUUAGAUAUGGUGAUCGACGAUGAAUUGAAGUUUAUCAGUGGAAUUGAGCGAGUGAAAAGAUUUGGGGGUGAAAAAACCUUUUUAAUUGAGGUUGGUGAGGUUGGUGAGAUAAAUGCAGGUGGAAUAAAGGCUUAA
Helianthus annuus (common sunflower) is the source of this 771-nucleotide messenger RNA. RefSeq names its product transport inhibitor response 1-like protein. The coding region runs from base 1 to 771 and encodes 256 amino acids. Gene Ontology annotation, cellular component: SCF ubiquitin ligase complex. Lineage: Eukaryota; Viridiplantae; Streptophyta; Magnoliopsida; Asterales; Asteraceae. Gene Ontology annotation, biological process: SCF-dependent proteasomal ubiquitin-dependent protein catabolic process. The transcript is spliced from 2 exons. The record is from RefSeq and is a predicted model, not a curated record.